Perognathus longimembris pacificus (Pacific pocket mouse) is the source of this 11117-nucleotide messenger RNA. RefSeq names its product A-kinase anchoring protein 6 (gene Akap6). The coding region runs from base 135 to 7067 and encodes 2310 amino acids. Lineage: Eukaryota; Metazoa; Chordata; Mammalia; Rodentia; Heteromyidae. Gene Ontology annotation, cellular component: perinuclear region of cytoplasm; sarcoplasmic reticulum. The record is from RefSeq and is a predicted model, not a curated record. Gene Ontology annotation, molecular function: transmembrane transporter binding; protein kinase A binding. The transcript is spliced from 14 exons.
GCUGGCCUUUCUCUUGUUUGGCUACAGCUGACAGCCAGAGGCAGGAGAGGAGGAGUCAGACCUUCAUCCUGAAGAGACUUCAGGAACAAAAGCAUGUACACUGUUUUGGAAAGAAGUAAGAUUUGGACAUCUCCAUGUUAACUAUGAACGUGACACUUUCCCCCCUGAGGUCACAGGACUUGGAUCCCAUGGCAACUGAUGCUUCACCCAUGGCUGUCAACAUGACACCCACAGUGGAGCAGGGAGAGGGAGAAGAGGCCAUGAAGGACAUAGAUUCUGACCAGCAGUAUGAAAAGCCACCCCCACUCCACACAGGGGCUGAUUGGAAGAUUGUCCUCCACUUACCUGAAAUUGAGACCUGGCUCCGGAUGACCUCAGAAAGGGUCAGAGACCUAACCUAUUCAGUCCAGCAGGACUCAGACAGCAAGCAUGUGGAUGUUCAUCUAGUACAACUAAAGGAUAUUUGUGAAGACAUUUCUGACCACGUUGAGCAAAUCCAUGCCCUCCUUGAAACCGAGUUCUCCCUGAAGCUGCUGUCCUACUCCGUCAAUGUGAUCGUGGACAUUCACGCAGUGCAGCUCCUCUGGCACCAGCUUCGAGUCUCCGUGCUAGUUCUGCGAGAGCGCAUUCUGCAAGGACUGCAGGACGCCAAUGGCAACUACACCAGGCAGACAGACAUUCUGCAAGCUUUCUCUGAAGAGACAGAGGAGGGCCGACUUGAUUCUCUAACAGAAGUGGAUGACUCAGGACAGUUAACUAUCAAAUGUUCUCAAAAUUACUUGUCUCUGGAUUGUGGCAUUACUGCAUUUGAACUCUCUGACUACAGCCCAAGCGAGGAUUUGCUGGGCAGCCUGAGUGACAUGACCUCUAGCCAGGUCAAAACCAAACCCUUUGACUCUUGGAGCUACAGUGAGAUGGAAAAGGAGUUCCCCGAGCUGAUCCGGAACGUUGGGCUACUCACGGUAGCCGCUGACUCCAUCCCUUCCAACUGCAGAGAGGCCGCCAGUGAGGAGGCGUCUCAAGUGUCCCUUUCAGCAGCCCACAAAGGUGGAGGUGGGGAAAACGAAGAUUCUGGGGUCAAAGAGCAAUCAGGGCCUUCAUCUUCAGGGGACAUUCUGACAAAGGCUCUUCAUCACUCUUCUGACAACGCAGAGCAAGACUCUAGUUCCUCCCUGCACCUUGGUGCAAAGAAUCAACAGCCUCUUCCUUGUGAAAACACAACCCCUAAGCGAUCCAUCAGAGAUUGCUUUAAUUACAAUGAAGAUUCUCCCACACAGCCCACAUUGCCCAAAAGAGGGCUUUUCCUUAAAGAAGAAACUUUAAAGAACCUUCUGAAAGGCAGUGAUGGCAGGCAGCACAUGGUUGAUCUGAAGCCCGAAUUGAGCAGAAGUACUCCCUCCCUGGUGGACGCUCCGGACAGAUCCAAGCUCUGUCUGGUGUUACAGUCUUCCUAUCCCAGCAGUCCAUCUGCUGCCAGCCAGUCCUACGAGUGUUUGCACAAGGUGGGUAUUGGGAAUAUUGAAAAUGUAGUUAGAAGUCACAUUAAAGAAAUAUCUGCUAGCUUGGGAAGGCUUAAUGACUGCCACAAAGAAAAACCUCGACUUAAAGAGCUACACAAGACCUUAGAAGAGGUGCUGGCAUGCCAGACACCUAAACCAGGAGCUGGUUCCGGCAAGCAGGAUGAAAACAUGAGAUGCCCACUGCUGCUGAAUGGAAAGGCUCCCAGUGCUCCCAAGGUCACAGAGGGGCGGGAAACAGAUUCUGCUUCCACCUCCUCAGCUGAGCUGUGCAGUCAGAGGCAUUGGGACCCCCAAUUGCCAGUGCAGUCAGAAACAUCCAGUUCACCACCUUUCACUCAGAGUAGUGAAUCCUCUGUUGGCUCGGACAAUACCAUGUCCCCAGUACCUCUUCGCAAACAUGAAAGCAACAAUGGCUGCUCCUCCCCCACUCCAAGCCAUGGCACCAAGAACAGUCAAGUUGCGGAGGCCUGGUAUGGCUCUGAUGAAUACCUCGCUCUGCCCUCCCACCUUAAGCAGACAGAAGUCUUAGCCUUGAAGCUGGAAAAUCUCACCAAGCUUCUGCCUCAGAAACCUAGAGGAGAAAUCAUUCAGAAUAUUGAUGACUGGGAACUCUCUGAAAUGAAUUCGGACUCGGAGAUCUAUCCAUCAUACCAUAUCAAGAAGAAACAUACAAGGCUAGGCAGAAUGUCUCCAAGCUCCUCUAGUGACAUAGCUUCUUCCCUGGGAGAAAGCAUUGAAUCCGGGCCCCUGAGUGACAUUCUUUCUGAUGAAGAAUUGUUUAUGCCACUCGCUGGCAUGAAAAAAUACAUGGAUGAGAAAUCAGAAAAAGCUUCAUCCUCUGAGAAAAAUGAAAGUCAUUCUGCUGCAAAAUCAGCUCUAAUCCAGAAACUAAUGCAAGAUAUUCAACACCAAGACAACUAUGAAGCCAUAUGGAAAAAAAUAGAGGGGUUCGUAAAUAAGCUGGAUGAGUUCAUUCAGUGGUUAAACGAAGCCAUGGAAACCACUGAGAACUGGACUCCUCCCAAAGCAGAGACGGAUGGCCUUAAACUAUACCUGGAGACACACUUGAGUUUUAAGUUGAAUGUGGACAGUCACUGUGCUCUCAAGGAAGGCGUGGAGGAGGAAGGACAGCAACUUCUUGAGCUUCUUGCAUCCCACAAAGCAGGACUGAAGGACAUGCUGAAGAUGAUUGCAAGUCAAUGGAAAGAGCUGCAGAGGCAAAUCAAACGGCAACACAGCUGGAUUCUCAGAGCCCUGGAUACCAUCAAAGCCAAGAUCCUGGCUACUGAUGUGUCUGUGGAGGAUGAGGAAGGGACUGGAAGCCCCAAGGCUGAGGUUCAACUAUGCUACCUGGAAGCACAAAGAGACGCUGUUGAGCAGAUGUCCCUCAAGCUGUACAGCGAGCAGUAUACCAGUAGCAGCAAGAGAAAAGAGGAGUUUGCUGAUAUGUCAAAAGUUCAUUCAGUAGGAAGCAAUGGGCUUCUGGACUUUGAUUCAGAAUAUCAGGAGCUCUGGGAUUGGCUGAUUGACAUGGAGUCCCUUGUGAUGGACAGCCACGACCUGAUGAUGUCAGAGGAGCAGCAGCAGCAUCUUUACAAGCGGUACAGUGUAGAAAUGUCCAUCAGACAUCUGAAAAAGACGGAGCUGCUUAGUAAGGUUGAAGCUUUGAAGAAAGGUGGCGUUUUACUACCAAAUGAUCUCCUUGAAAAAGUGGAUUCAAUUAAUGAAAAAUGGGAACUGCUUGGGAAAACCCUAAGAGAGAAGAUACAGGACACAAUGGCAGGGCACGGUGGGUCAGGGCCACGUGACCUGCUCUCUCCUGAAAGUGGAAGCCUGGUAAGGCAGCUGGAGGUCAGGAUCAAAGAACUGAAAGGGUGGCUCAGAGAUACGGAGCUUUUCAUCUUCAAUUCCUGUCUGAGACAAGAAAAGGAAGGAACAAUGAAUUCUGAGAAACAACUGCAGUACUUUAAGUCCCUCUGCCGUGAAAUCAAGCAGCGGCGUCGAGGAGUGGCUUCAAUUCUGCGCCUGUGCCAGCAUCUUUUGGAUGACCGAGAUACCUGUAAUCUGAACGCGGACCACCAGCCCAUGCAGCUGAUCAUUGUCAAUCUUGAAAGAAGGUGGGAAGCCAUUGUCAUGCAAGCUGUCCAGUGGCAAACGCGACUGCAAAAGAAGAUGGGAAAGGAAUCUGAGACUUUGAAUGUGAUCGAGCCUGGCUUGAUGGACCUAAACGGGAUGAGUGAGGAUGCCCUGGAAUGGGAUGAAACAGACAUAAGUCACAAGUUAAUUAGCUUGAAUGAAGACUCCAGCGACCCAGAUCUAAAUCUCCAGCCUGGCGCGCCUCCAUCGACCCUGGGCGAGACAGCCAGUGAGGACCGGGGCUUUGAGAAGGGAGCACGCAGCCACGGAGCAUCUCAACCCGCCCCAUGCGUGGCCGCGCCCCCCAGCCCACCCAUUUACCAGGUGUACAGCCUCCACAACGUGGAGCUCUGCGAGGACAGCCACGUGCCAUUUCUCAACAACAGUCCAAAGGCCGCCGGCAUGGCGCAGACUGGUGUGUUGACCAAGAGUCUCAGUAAAGACUCUUCGUUUUCAUCUGCAAAAUCUUUGCCAGAUCUUUUAGGGGGUUCCGGUUCCAGUUUGGGGAGGCCUUGCCUGUGCCUCGCUGGAGACGUGAGCCAGAAUUCGGGCAGUGAGAGUGGAAUUGUCAGUGAAGGAGACACCGAAACCACCACCAACUCCGAACGGUGCUUGCUCAGUGUGGUAGAUGGGUCCCCGGGGAACCUUGAAGCCAAACAUCUGGACCCCACACUGGGGGUUGCAGUGAACGUGGUAAAGCAAAACCUUAAAGAUGAGGAGGAAUGCAUGAAGUGUCCAAAUAGCUCUCAGCCAUCAAUCUCACCAGUAGGUUGUGUAAAUGGAAAAGCUGGAGAUUUAAACAGUGUUACCAAACAUCCCCCUGAUUGUUUGGGAGAAGAAUUACCAGGAAAACACGAUGUGUUUACAUUUUAUGAUUACUCAUACCUCCAAGGCUCAAAACUCAAAUUACCAGUGAUAAUGAAGCAGUCACAAAAUGAAAAAGCACAUGUGGGCGAUCCCCUUCUUCGUCGUGGUUUUUACUUUGACAAAAAAUCCUGCACAUCUAAACAUCCGACUUCAGAGUUACAAGCAGAUGCUCCUCCCCACGAAAGGAGUUUGCCAAGUGCAGCCCAUGAAAUGGAUCACAAUUCCUAUAAAAGUACCGAGAUAGAGAAGACAUUUGCUGGCAUUCAGAGUGCCACGCAGCUCUCUCUUUUAUCUGGGAGUUCAUCUGUCGAGUCCCUUUCUCCAGGGGGUGAUUUAUUUGGACUGGGUGUCGUUAAGAACGGCAGUGACAACCUCCAGAGAAGCACUUCUUUAGAAAGUUGGUUGACAUCCUAUAAAAGCAACGAAGAUCUUUUUAGCUGUCACAGCUCUGGGGACUUAAGUGUGAGCAGUGGCUCUGUUGGUGAACUGAGUAAGAGGACAUUAGAUCUUCUGAAUCGUUUGGAGAAUAUUCAGAGCCCCUCUGAGCAAAAGAUAAAGAGAAGCAUCUCUGACAUCACUCUCCAAAGCAGUUCUCAAAAGAUGGCCUUUCCUGGCCAGAUGUCAUUAGACAUAGCGUCUUCUAUCAACGAAGAUUCAGCAGCAUCUCUUACAGAACUUAGUAGCAGUGAUGAGCUUUCUCUUUGCUCAGAGGAUAUUGUGUUACACAAGAACAAGAUCCCAGAAUCCAACCCGUCGUUCAGGAAGCGCCUGAAUCGUUCAGUGGCUGAGGAGAGCGAUGUCAACGUCAGCAUGAUCGUUAAUGUCUCCUGCACCUCUGCUUGCACGGACGACGAGGAUGACAGUGACCUGCUCUCCAGCUCUACACUCACCUUGACGGAAGAGGAGCUGGGUCUCAAAGAUGAGGACGAUGACUCCAGCAUUGCGACUGACGAUGAAAUUUAUGAAGAAUGUCACCUGAUGUCAGGACUGGACUACAUAAAGAAUGAAUUGCAGACCUGGAUUAGGCCAAAACUUCCCCUGACAAGAGAUAAGAAACGGUGCAACCUCAGCAAUGACCUGAAGGGCAGUCAAGAUGCGAGCAGGAGUGAGGAGACCAAGCCCCCCGACACCCUGAACAUCGAGGCCCUUCUCAACAGCUCCAGGAAAUGUCUCUCUGAAAACAAUGGAAAUGGUAGGAAUUCUUCUCAUACUCGUGAGUUUGAGACAAAGAGUGAAAAUAAGAAAAAUAUGUUCAAAGUGAAUAAGGAUCCACAUGCAGCCGACGUGGAAAAUGGCAACAUUGAAAGUGUUCCAGAGAGGCAAAAGAAUAAGCCGAAUGGGAAUUCAGAGGCACCAGAAAAUGUUGGUGCAAAUGAGAAGAAGAUUUCAGAAAGUGAGCAUUGUACAUGUAAAGCAUUAGGGGACAGUUCAGAUGAUUCAAAUAUUGCUAGAAAGGAAUUUGUUCCAGAAAAUGCUAGGCAUCUUCCGAAGAAAUGUCCAAAUCACCACCAUUUUGAAAAUCAAAGUACUGAUUGCACUCCUAUUGAGAAGUCUUGCCCAGAAAUGGCUUUAGAAACCAGAGUUAACAGCAGACAAGACAGUAAUAUACAGAAAUCUCCAUCUAAUGAUGCACCAAGUGUGGCUGGAAAAUCUGCUGGUUGCUGCCUAGCACUUGAACAACAUGAAACCGAGGAAAAUGCUUCUAUCAGCGACAGUGCUUCCUGUUGUGACUGUGAACCAGAUGGUUUCCUCCCCAAAGAGGCUGAAGAUUGCUCAGUACAUGACUUUGUGAAGGAAAUCAUUGACAUGGCCUCGACAGCCCUAAAGAGCAAAUCGCAACCUGAAAAUGAGGUAGCUGCUCCCACUUCAUUAACUCAAAUCAAGGAGAAAGUGCUAGAACAUUCUCACCGGCCCAUCCAGCUAAGAAAGGGGGACUUCUAUUCCUACUUGUCUCUUUCAUCUCAUGACAGUGAUUGUGGGGAGGUCACCAGUUAUGUAGAUGAGAAAAGCAGCACUCCAGUGCCACUAGACGCAAUGGACUCUGGCUUAGAUGACAAGGAGGACAUUGAAGGUUUCUUCGAGGCCUGUGUUGAGGAUGAUUCUAAUGGAGAGGAGCCCUGUUUCUCGGGUGCCCCUCCAAAUGGAGCUGCAGGUCCCGGUGGUGCCACCGGGUCAGCCUCUGCUGCGUUCAGUGGGAUUCCUCUCCUAGCCGACGGUGUCCGCGUGGCUCGCUCAAGACCUCCCCCUCAGGAAGAAGCUGACCUUGGGAGGGAAGAUGAUUCGCUCCAAACCUCCCAAGGCUGUGCGGAAAGCUCAGUGAUUCCUCCAGGUGUGGAGAGUGAAGAAGAAAGUUCAGGUAACCCGGACGAAUCCCGAGUGCCAGCACUUGACACUGCUUCGGCCCAAUCUAGUGCUCUUGACCUCUCCUUGAAGGCAAGUCAGCCAAAAGACAAGGCUGCAUUCCAUCCCAGUCCCCAGGCUUUAGCCUGUGAGGAAAACCUUGUAAGCAUUCAUGAAGAACGCCAUAGAGAUAUGCACAGGUAGAUCGGAUCGCCCUACAAGCAUGAAAUUCAUCUCGUUGAAAGAGGGCCUGGCCCUGCCCGGGGGCUCCCGGCUGUCACACCGCCCAGGUCGCGUCAUGUGGUCACUACCGUGUGUCCCCUUGACUUCCUAAGAUGAAUCUUCCUUCUGAGUGCGGUUUGUCCACGCAAGCUUUGUGACCUGGGCGUCUGCAAAUGGGUCUAUUUAGGUGAUCAUCUCUGAAGUUCAACAAAGCUGCUUGUUCUCCCAUGGAUUCCUGUCCCGAGCUACCUCUGUCAACCCCGUCUCUCCACAAGAAUGUCCUGUUGGCUUCUUCCCGUUCCCAGCCGCUCCUUAAAGGUCUACACGUCACCAAAAUUGAUGGUCCAUUGCAUUUCCUCUCUGGAAUGACUCCCGACCCCUUCCUGCCGGUACUUGACCAAUUUCGUGUAUCAAUCUGGAUUUUUUUUUUUUUUUUAGUAGGAUGAUACCUAUGUCUAUUGCAAGAGGCUUACCCAAAAAGCAAACAACUCAUUUGACUGUGGCAUAGAGAAGGAACACUGGUUCUUCUUUCAAAAAUCAAGCAACUUUUUAAAGCGCCAUCCUAUUUAUUUCAUUUAAAUAAUGAUCUAUGCAGCACUUCAAGAAACAACUAUAGUAGUGUUGUGUAUUAUAAAUUGGUGACAUUCAACUAUUAAAAUAUGUAAAACAUUUUUGUUUUUCUAUGCUUCUUGAAGUGGUAAUGAGAAAAAAAAGUUGUGGUUUUUUUUUUUAAAAGUGUGCCUUGCUUGUAUUUCUUAUACCAUUUAUUAAAAAGCUGCUUUCAUGGUAAAAUUAUGUUAGUUUGAAAGGAGGAAAUCGCAAGGUUAAGACAUGUGAAUAAUUUCUGUAUAUAUCUAUAACCAAGUACGAACAUUGAUGUAUAAUGACAGUAUAAAUGCUUUCAUGUUUAUGAUGUCUAGUGAUGUGGAAACUAUAAGCCUUAAGUUCAUUAGAUUGCAUGGUAAUUAAAAUUGGCUUAAUAAAACUAGUUGAUUUGGGGGAAAAGGAAAAUUAGUGAUUCCUUCUACCUAUGUUCCUUACCAAAUUGUUUCAACUGUUUCUGAAAAAUAUAACAUCGAAUAGCAUCUACAAUGUUUGUAUUGCAUAAGAGGCUUAAAAUGACUAAAACUACACACUAGGCCUGAAGCCUUUACAAUUUAAAAUUUUUUUCUGGCCACUAAGGAUUUUGAAACAACAAAAUAAUUAAAGGCCAGUUCCUCUAACCAAUAAAAUUCAUACUAUCUGUUUUAUUUCUUUUUAUUAUUAAGGGUUAAUUAAUGUUGGAUUUCAGGAUACCCUUGUGUGUCUUUAUUUAUUUAAAACAAUUGUUUCAAAUGGGUUUAUAGAAGGAUGGUAGAAAAGUAUAGAAAAAAAUCACCUAUUAUUUUUAUUUAAACUAUAGAUUUCAAGUAUAUUUAUUUUGUGUAAAAGAAAGCAGCAAAGAAAUAUUUCAUUUGAUCUCUACUGAGUCUUGUUAUAUGUAGUUUUAAAUUUAUAUUAUAAUUCCUACUAAAGUGCCUCACACACAGUAGGUAUUUUCAAGUAACUUGCUGAAUGGAAACCAUGGGAACAUGGGUGCCACAUAUGUCUCUUCACUUUGAGAGACCUACAUUAAAACAUCUACAUGACUAGAAAAAGAUAUGAUGCUGUACAAAAACCACCUACAACGUAUGAUCACUGAGCAGAUAGCAAAAAGGGAAAGAGUAUGAGGGUUUCACAUGUCACUGAAAUGACAAUCAUUCAUUCAACAGAUAGUUCAUUGCCAUCCCUUCUCUUCAAGGCACUGUUCCAGGUUCAAGGAAUGAAAUGUUGAAGAGACAAAGGCCCUGCCCGCAGAGGCUUACCCACAUUAGGGACAAAACGAACACCUUUUAUGCAACACGUAACCUACAGGUGAGGAAGCGAGAAAAGAUAGUGAGAAGUAUGAAAAAAGCAGCAGUGAUGGACAAGAAGAAGAAAAAGGGUGAGGAGAGAGCAGAAAGUUAGACAGUAGAGCAUUAGUGGAGAUUUAUUGCAGGGAUAAUAGGAGAAAAGGCCAAUUAGAAGGACGUAAUGGAAGGAAUUUCUGCAAGUUAAGUUGGAGCUUUUGUAUGGAGUACACUUGGUAGUUAGGAAUCGUGUAUAGUCUUUGUUUUGCACCUGAUUUUGUUUUGUAAUUAGAACUUUAGGACACUUAAACACUGCUUGCUUGUAAUUCUCCCACUUUAAUCAUUUUAUUUUUUAUGCCCCUUAUAAUCUUUUGCAUAUAUAAAUUUCUAAAUCGCUCGUUCUAGGCUUUUGAAUAGUUAUUGAUUUCUUCUAAAGGUGUUUUUGUUGCAGUGUUCAAAAAGUGUUCAAGAGAAUCACUGUGCGGUGAUAGAAGAGGUAAUUGUUGAGCUAGGAGGCAGCCAUAGAAAAUAAACUAGGCAUGAGACAAUAAUAGAAUAUACGGUAUAUUGGCCCAGGGAUGUGGAGAAAGAAAAAGUCCUAAGAGUAUUUUGUACCUCUGUUUGAAUAUGGUAUUAUUUUGCACACUGAGACAACCUCCAUUUUUCUUAGGUAUUUACUAAUGUCAAAUGUUUAUCUGUUGAUGACACAAAGAAUUAAGUUGAUUAUGUUGUUCUAUUUACCUGUUAUAAACUCAUAGAAGACCUUGAUGUGUUGAACGUAUUUUUUAAUUAUCUACUUAAUGUUAACACCAAAAUUUUAGAUUGUCUGCCAGGCUUAUUGAACAAUGCCAUUUCCAGUUAGAAGAGGUGAGCUAGUCUCGAUCUCACACUGCAUGCGGAUUAUUACCUCCCCAGUUACUACCCUCAGCACCAGGUACACCGACAUCGCCUGCACUCUGCCUGGAACAGUGGUUUGUUGUGUGUUAAGGCAAGCCAUUCCACUGCUGUGCAUGUCUCUAUGUUAGAAUAUUCUUUUAUAAGUUGCUAAAAUCUACAGGUAACUCCCUAAUCUACCUUCUGAUUUUGGUUACUAGUCCUAAUUCUGUCUUAUGGAGCAGCUCAGAAUGUUUUUCAUGGCAACUCUGAAGGCACUUGAGGCCAGUUAGUCAUCCUUUCCCAACCACUCUUCCUGCCUUCCAUACGCCAUGAUUUUCAGAUUCAUUUCAGCUUGACUGAAUGUUAAUAGACAGGAUCCUUAAAACUGGGGCACUGUCUUCAUCAUUAUACAUGUAGAAAGUAUCUGCACAUUGAAGUGAUAAGUCUUCUCUAAGAUAUAUUCAAGAUAUAUGUUUAUUCUAUUAUUGUAAAUUUCAAUAAAUAAAUACGUAAGUAAAUCAAUAAGAAUCCAUUACUUCAUUCAGUGGUCCAGGUUCAGUUCUGGAGUCAUUUGAAUCAUUUCCUUACAGUGAAUUCAAAUCUAAACUAUGUCUCUUUCCAUGUACUUAUACAUUGAUUCACUCAUUCAUUCUUUGAGUGGCGAUGUGUAUGAGGCACUAGGUUUAACAACAGAUGUACAAAAACAUGGUCUCUAUCUCCAAAGGUUUACAGGUUUUCUUCAAGUGCCUGUCAUGUCAUUGAAUAGAGUGAUUAUGACUUUUCCCCAAAUUAAAUGAUCUCUCUCUCACACACACACACAUAUACACACACAUACACAAACACACUUGCUUUGUUUCUUAGCUAGUUUCUCUGUUCUCAAAAACAUGGUGAGCAAAAUAGUCUGCUGGAUGAUCUGGAUCUGACUACUAGAAAAAGUAAAGCAAAGGGUAUAAUUACUGAAAAAAAUCGAUUAUUUUCAGAUUUAUGGUUAUUGAAUAAAUAUGCAACUUGUACAAGAAAGCAAUUUGGAUUUAGGAAUAUUGAGAACUUGGGGUUGAUUAUUUUGUUGUGUUUGUUUCAUCCAGCUUAGGUUUUACCCACUCUAUAAUUCCUAGGAACAAUAUAGUUGAGAAUAUCAAAGCAGAGAGAAAUGAUCCAGCUGUUUCUUACAGAUAAAUUUGCUUUAAUUUCCAAAUAAAGUUGGAAUUAUUUUAGAAUUUUAAGGCAUACAUGAUUUUUUAAACACCAUACAAUUCCUACAUUUCAAAUAUAGCUUGAACCAAGUAAA